Messenger RNA from Alosa alosa (allis shad), 2531 nucleotides. RefSeq names its product engulfment and cell motility 2 (gene elmo2). The record is from RefSeq and is a predicted model, not a curated record. The transcript is spliced from 23 exons. Lineage: Eukaryota; Metazoa; Chordata; Actinopteri; Clupeiformes; Clupeidae. Gene Ontology annotation, biological process: actin filament organization; cell motility. The coding region runs from base 238 to 2409 and encodes 723 amino acids.
CCCGCCUAGAAGGCGAGGCUUCAGCGCACUUCGCCGCCUGAAAAUGCACCCACCCGUAGAUGUGCAGAAAUCUAGCAGUGGCCCUGAUUUGUCGGAAACCAUGGGGGAAGCUGGGGUCUGAGUUGUGAGAGCGAGAAAGAGAUAGAGAUAGAGAGUGACCCGCGUGCUCUCUUAAGGUGUGCCGAUCCUGUUCACUGUUCCUGUUGCAGUGCCGCGCCAGCAGCGCGUAACAAAGCCAUGCCUCCCCCGUCGGACAUAGUGAAGGUGGCCAUCGAGUGGCCUGGCGCCAACGCGCAGCUCAUCGAGAUCGACCAGAAGAAGCCCCUCUCCUCCAUAAUACGAGAAGUGUGUGAUGGCUGGUCUUUGUCUGGGUCGGAGCAGUUUGCCCUGCGCUACGCUGACGGCCCUCAACUGUACAUCACAGAGCAGAGCCGUGGUGAGAUCAAGAAUGGGACCAUCCUUCGACUAGCCAUCUCCCCGGCUCGGGCAGCGCGGCAGCUGUUGGACAGAAUCCAGUCGCACGGGAUCGACGCGCGCCUCGAGGCCCUGAAGGAGCUGGCCAAGCUGUCGGCCGACCCCACCUUCGCCACCGAGUUCAUCAACAUGGACGGCAUCAGCACUCUGGCACGCCUGGUGGAGAGUGGCACACAUUUUGGUGAGAUGCUGGCCUUCACUCUCACAGCGUUCCUGGAGCUGAUGGACCAUGGCAUCGUGUCCUGGGACCUCAUCUCUCUCUCCUUCAUAAAGCAGAUUGCGGGCUACGUGAACCAGCCCAUGGUGGACGUGUCCAUCCUCCAGCGCUCGCUGGCCAUUCUGGAGAGCAUGGUGCUGAACAGCCACAGCCUGUACCACCGCGUGGCCCAGGAGAUCACUGUGGGACAGCUCAUCGGACACCUGCAAGUGUCAAAUCAGGAGAUCCAGACGUACGCCAUCGCGCUCAUCAAUGCCCUCUUUCUCAAAGCUCCUGAGGACAGGCGACAGGAGGAGCAUACUAACCCACUGGACCAGCGGCUCACUGAAAUGGCAAGCACCUUGGCCCAGAAGCACCUCCGAUCCAUCAUCCUCAAUCACAUCAUCAGAGGGAAUCGACCAAUCAAAGCGGAAAUGGCCCACCAGCUCUACGUGCUGCAGGUCCUGACAUUUAAUCUGCUGGAGGAGCGCAUGAUGACCAAAAUGGAUCCCACUGAUCAGGCGCAGAGAGACAUUAUAUUUGAGUUGAGACGGAUUGCCUUCGAUGGAGACAAUGACCCCAGCAACACAGAGAAGAGGAAGGCCAUGUACACCAAGGACUACAAGAUGCUGGGCUUUACUAACCAUGUAAACCCAGCCAUGGACUUCACCCAGACUCCCCCGGGGAUGUUGGCCCUGGAUAACAUGCUCUACCUGGCCAAGCUGCACCAAGACACCUACAUCAGGAUUGUUCUGGAAAAUAGCAGUCGUGAGGACAAACACGAGUGUCCCUUUGGCCGCUGUGCCAUCGAGCUCACACGCAUGCUGUGUGAGAUCCUACAAGUAGGAGAACUACCGAACGAGGGCUGUAACGACUACCACCCCAUGUUCUUCACCCACGAUCGUGCCUGGGAAGAGUUUUUCUGCGUGUGCAUUCAGCUCGUCAACAAGACCUGGAAGGAGAUGAGAGCUACUGCCGAGGACUUCAACAAGGUGAUGCAGGUGGUGCGCGAGCAGAUCACGCGUGCUCUGGCCCUGAAGCCCUCGUCUCUGGACCAGCUCAAGAGUAAACUCCGCGCCCUCAGCUACUCAGAGAUCCUGCGCCUCAGGCAGUCAGAGAGGAUGAACCAGGACGACUUCCAGUCUCCCCCCAUCAUUGAGCUCCGUGAGCGGAUCCAGCCGGAGAUCUUGGAGCUGAUCAAACAGCAGCGUCUGAAUCGGCUGUGCGAAGGCAGCUGUUUCCGCAAGCUAGGCAACCGAAGGAGACAAGAGAAGUUCUGGUUCUGUCGGUUGUCUCUGAACCAUAAGGUUCUUCACUACGGGGACCUGGACGAGUCCCCUCAGGGAGAGGUGCCCUUUGAGAUGCUCAUGGACAAGAUCCCGGUGUCGGACAUAAAGUCGGUGGUGACGGGGAAGGACUGUCCUCACAUGAAGGAGAAGAGUGCUCUCAAGCAGAACAAGGAAGUGCUGGAGUUGGCGUUCUCCAUCCUCUAUGACCCAGAUGAAGCGCUCAACUUUGUAGCUCCCAACAAGUAUGAGUACUGCAUCUGGACAGAUGGUCUGUGUGCCCUGUUGGGGCGGGAGAUGGGGAGUGACCUCACGCGCAGCGACUUGGACACACUCAUCAGCAUGGAGAUGAAGCUCCGCCUACUGGACCUGGAGAACAUCACCAUCCCCGAGGCCCCGCCUCCCGUGCCCAAAGAGCCCAGCACCUACAACUUCACCUACAACUACGGCUGAGCUGAGUGUGUGUGUGUGUGUGUGUGUGUGUGUGUGUGUGUGUGUGUGUGUGUCUGUCUGUCUGUGUGUCUGUCUGUCUGUCUGUCUGUCUGUCUGUCUGUCUGUCUGUCUGUCUGUCUGUC